AUGGCUCUCAAUCCCAACGCAAAAUCCAAUCGAAAAAUCCCUUCUUCUUCACAAUCACAAACCCUUCUCAGCCUCACCUUCCCAGUACUCGAAGACGAUGAUUUUCAAGAUUACCCUUUUCUCUCCGCUUCUAGAACUAGCUCACAGACGCCACCUCUCAAACCCCAUUGCUCAACCACCACUCAUCCAUCGAAAAAGCCUAAAAGACAAAAUCCCGGAAAGGAAAAUCGAAGGGAGGCAGAUUUGGGUUGUGGGUUGGACUCAAUAGAACCAACCCUUGAUUUGUUAAAGUCGAAUGGGAGUGGCGGGCGUUUCUCGAAUAGUAAUUCAAUGGAGUCAAGGUUGUUGAAAUUGCAGCCGAAUUUAAAGGCUGAUGCUUGCGAUAGUAAUGAUAAUGUUAAUGAAGCUGUUGAUAGGGAAAUUGGGGUUGAAGAGGAGGAAAGAUUUGAUGAGGAAGAGAUUUUGGAGGACGUAGGCGCUCCAUUCGACGUAUUGCUCAAGCUGUGCGCUGAUGGAGAUAACCCCGAGCGUGAUUCUGACGUGGACGAUUUGGAAUUGCUGGAAGAAGAAAAUUGCAAUGUUGAGAGUGGUUCGAUCUGCUGUCCUCUAUGUGGAGCUGAUAUUUCGGGGUUGAGUGAUGACUUUAGGCAGGUUCACACUAACGAAUGCCUUGACAAAAUGGAAAAUUCAACUGAUGUGUCUGUUUCUUCUAGUGAUACUUCUCAUCAAUCUCCCGCAAAAGUUCUUGAUGGUCCUUCUAUUCGACCUCCUCAGAAGGUUGUUCACGUGUCUCCUGUUCUAGAAUGGCUUCGCAAUUUAGGCCUUUCCAAAUAUGAAGAUGUUUUCGUGAGGGAGGAGAUUGACUGGGAUACACUGCAGUGUCUAACAGAAGAGGACCUGUGUAGCAUUGGCAUUACUGCACUUGGUCCCAGGAAAAAAAUUGUUCAUUCUUUAAGGGAACUAAGAGGAGAUGUCAUGAUGGCUGGCGAAGUGAAGACAGAUGUCUCAAAAAAUGUAGUCGAUGAGACUAAAAUGGGAACAAACAAGUUAAUAACUGAUUAUUUUCCAGGUCAUUUUUCUGAAAGAAACAGAGGCAUCACUGCUUCUAGUGGACAAAAUGAGGCUAAAAGAUGUAAGCCAAAUUCUGCUCAGAGGAACAUGCUAGGGAAAAGUUGUGUUAGGAAUGGAAAACAGAAAGAUAUUCCUCUGUGGUGUUGUAUACCAGGAACACCGUUUCGAGUGGAUGCUUUUAAAUAUCUAAGAAGAGAAUGCUCUCAUUGGUUUCUUACUCAUUUCCACUUAGAUCAUUAUCAAGGACUUACGAAGUCCUUCUGUCAUGGGAUGAUUUAUUGUUCCUCCAUUACUGCAAAGCUUAUUAAUCUAAAAAUCGGUAUCCCAUGGGACAAAAUACAAGUUUUGCCCCUUAACCAGAAGAUCAAUGUUGCAGGAACUGACGUAACAUGCUUUGAUGCAAAUCACUGCCCGGGUGCUAUCAUAAUUUUAUUUGAACCACCCAAUGGUAAGGCUGUAUUACACACCGGAGAUUUCCGCUUUUGUGAGGAGAUGGCAAAACUUUCCAUUUUGCAGACUUGCCCAGUCCACACUCUCAUUCUUGACACAACAUAUUGUGAUCCCCAGUAUGACUUCCCAAAACAGGAGGCUGUAAUUCAAUUUGUCAUUGACGCCAUCCAAGCCGAAGCUUUCAACCCCAAAACUUUGUUUUUGAUUGGCAGCUAUACCAUCGGAAAAGAAAGGUUGUUCAUGGAGGUUGCCAGAUCUCUCCACAAAAAAAUCUAUGUCAAUGCAGCAAAAUUACGCAUUUUAAAAUGCCUGGACCUCCCGGAGGAAGACAUGCAAUGGUUUACAAAAAAUGAAUUGGAAAGCCAUAUUCAUGUUGUACCCAUGUGGACUAUUGCAAGCUUCAAAAGAUUAAAGCACAUGUCCAAUCAGUAUGGGAGUCGAUUUAGUCUCAUAGUUGCUUUCUCUCCCACCGGCUGGUCAUUUGGUAAGGGCAAGAAGAAGUCUCCCGGAAGAAGGUGGCAGCAGGGCACAAUUAUAAGGUACGAGGUACCCUACAGUGAACACAGCAGUUUUACAGAACUCCAAGAAUUGGUCAAGUUCAUUUCUCCAGUAGAAAUCAUCCCAAGUGUAAAUAAUCAUGGGCCAGAUUCUCAUAAUGCAAUGGUCUCCCAACUCCUUGCUUAG
Molecule: messenger RNA, 2205 nt
Organism: Fraxinus pennsylvanica
Lineage: Eukaryota; Viridiplantae; Streptophyta; Magnoliopsida; Lamiales; Oleaceae
Source: the annotation of a GenBank genome assembly